Molecule: messenger RNA, 1416 nt
Organism: Peromyscus maniculatus bairdii (prairie deer mouse)
Lineage: Eukaryota; Metazoa; Chordata; Mammalia; Rodentia; Cricetidae
Source: RefSeq, a predicted model, not a curated record
UUUUGCCUGUAUGUAUGGGUGGCCAGAAGAGGGCUUCAGAUCCCCCUGGGACUAGAAUUAUAGACUGUUGUGGGUUACCAUGUGAGUGCUGGGAGUAGAACCCAGGUCCUCUGGAAGAGCAGUCUUAACCACUAAGAACUCUAUCCUUGGGAUGGUCAGUCAGUCUGUCAUUUCAAUUUAUGAGGCAUGCUUUUGGGUGUAUCCAUUGAGGGAGUUUCCAGAGAGUAUAGAUUGAGGGACAACCCACCCUGAAUGUGGGCUGGGGACUUAAAUAAAAAUGGAGGGGUGGGAGGAGAAAAAAGCAAGCAAGACUCUAGAAUUCCCCUUUCUUUGCUUUCUGAUUGACAAAUGCAGGUAUAAACAAGCAGCCUCAUGAUCCUGCCCACCGCACCUUCCCAUCUGAUUCCGGCCACGUAUUUGGUUAUAGCAAUGAAAAAGUAAAUGCUGAAGGAAACACAGGAACAAAGCGACAGUAAUUCAACAAGCCUAUUUUCUUCUGCAAAAAACGAACCCAAGCUGGGCUAGCCAAUACAUUCAGCCCAAAGGGCCUCCAUCUUUUAUCCCUGUGCUGGGAUUACAGGUGUGCACAACCACAUCAGUGCUGGGGGCGGAACCCAGGGCUUCGCGCAUGCUAGGUCAGGACUCUACCCACUGAGCCACAUUCCCUUGCUCGCUCCCUUUCAGGUCUGUGAUCAACGGAACCAGUAGGUUUAUAGUUGUCAACAAAGCCGCCCCGCCGGGACACUCAGAAUUCCCAAUCUGGAACAAAGAAGCCUCGCCUAGAAGCCACGCCCCUCUGUGAGGUCACAGAGGGUUCGCCCCUACAGCGGAGCCAAUAGGAACCCUGGGCGGGGCCUUUGGGGCGGAGUAGCCAGCGGCGGCGGCGGACGCAGCGCAGCGGCGCGAUGGACCCGCCAGCUCGUCCUUCCGUCUCCCGCCCUCGGGCUCGUGGUCGCCCGCCGCCGCCGCCGCCGGAGACGCUGCCCACUGCGGGCUUCGACGACGAGCUCUACGACUGCCUGGACUACUACUACCUGCGUGACUUCCCGGCCUCUGGAGCUGGCCGCAGCAAGGGCCGGACGCGGCGCGAGCAGCAGCUGCGCACCAACCACACGGUGCCCGGCGGCCACGAGCGCAAGGUGGCGCAGACCCUGAUCAACGGGCAGCGCAAGCGGCGCCAGCGCCAGCUGCAACCGCGGCCCCGCACGCGCCUCACCUGAGCGGGAAACCUGAAAGACCUGUUAAAAGUAUUUUCAACUGUAACUGAGUUCCUCCAUGUUGGUCAACAGGACUUUUUUGAUAGUGUUUAAGUUUCCUGCUUCAGUCUUUUCCUCAGUAAUUAAUUAUUAAGUAAGUAGUUUCCAAGUAGGGAUGUCUUUUUAGGGCUUCCAAUUAAAAGAGAACAGCAAGAAUGCA